Triplophysa dalaica is the source of this 2894-nucleotide messenger RNA. RefSeq lists its product as uncharacterized. NCBI's taxonomy places the organism in Eukaryota, Metazoa, Chordata, Actinopteri, Cypriniformes, Nemacheilidae. Bases 85 to 1326 code for a protein of 413 amino acids. The transcript is spliced from 19 exons. The record is from RefSeq and is a predicted model, not a curated record.
AAACAGUCCCCUGUUGUUCAGUUUCGUUCCCAAAUGACGUCACGUCUAUGUCCUUGGCGUUAUACGCCCCAAUAGCGAGAGCAGAUGGGAGGGACAUCCACCUAUCCCAGCAUCCGCAGAUCCAGACUGAAUUUGGCGGCAUUUGAAUUUGUCAUCUUCUACGAUCCUUUCUUGUACCCUGGCCUACUCACACAGGUUGAGAUGUCGUCUCUAAAGGUUCGUUUCUACGUAGUGGUUUUUAUCGAGGAAAACUCAAUUGCUGUGACGCCCACAUCAUGGGUAGAGGAGGUGAAUGGGGUUCUAACUUGCUACUGGCCUCGUAGAAAUGCAGAUGCCAUGUCAAAGGCGUGUCACAGGCCAGAUAAGGAGCUCUGGAAACGAUAUAAAAUAAGAAUACUCUCAGAGACUGACAACUACAAGACAGCUAGAGAGCGAGCCAAAAAAGCUGUUGAAACAUCUAAUGUGGAAAGUGAGGACGAUGUGGAAAACAUGCGUAAGAGAAAAGUCCCAGUUAGAUACUGGACAGAUAGUGAAGGAGAAAAUGAGAUGCCACCGAAACAAAGGAAAAAAACAUCCAUGUCUUCUCAAAACCCACAACCAAGUGUCCCUAAGCCCCCAAGCUACAAACCACCUACUGAUAUCACAGUCACUGCCCAUCCAUCUGAGGAAGAUGUGCCAUACCUUUUUUCGAAUGACCUUUUUCAUGAAAAUACCCAUGACAUCCAAGAAACCAGUCAUGCAGAGGGUGCAGUAAAUGCAGAUCUCCAGCAACUUAUUAGGCAAUCUGAGCAGCGGGUGCUGCUAGCUAUAGAAAGAAUGCAGACAGACGUUGCAAAUUCUAUUGAGCGCCUAGUUCAGGCCAUUCAGCAGAACCGUGCUGUCCCUGCAUCCACCUCAACACCACCACAGGAGAUCAUUGAGGGGCCCUGCAAAACAACGCAGGAGCUGCAAGUGUUGCUUUUAAAACUGGAGGACACAGAGGAAAAAAGAAAGAUGAUCCAGUUUUUGAGCAUGGUCGGAGGCAGCAGCAUCGGGGACGUUGUGAGAAGAAUUCUCCGUAAAAUCGCUUCGAAUGAGGUCUGGUCUAAUUACAGCCUGAAAGGCAGAAAAGGAAAGCUGCCCUUCAUGGGAACAUCACUCCACCACAUUGUUUUAAGUGCAUGUGCCAAACAGUUUCCCCAAAAAACUGAGAAGCAAAUUGAUGUUUGCAUUGGGGAAACCCUCAAACAUGCACCUCAUCGUGCCAAGCUGGCCAUUACACCUUUAUCAACAGCGGGCACGCGCAGUGUUCAAUUAAACUGCGCUAUAGAAGUGGCUGCUAAAUGAGCGCGCGUGCCAAAAUGCUCUUACAGGGGAAAAUCACCCGCUUCGAAUGUUAUCAGUGGAUUGAAUGGGCGUUGUCAGUGGUUAUCAGCUGAUUCAUAUGGGCCAGAUGGGGCUACUGGUAGACUCAGAAGGCUGUUAUCAUCCAUCCUAAUGGUUAACCACCAUUUCAAAUACAAGAGAAGACUCCAGAUCCAGUCCCAGAGGAAUCCAGCUCAGCUGAUCGAACGUCUACAAGAUAACGUGGUGACGUUACGCUUUUUCCCGCUUGAUAUUUUCACUCCCGCAUCAUAUUUCACUUACUUUCAGAUAUGGGAAAAGCAGUUAAGGGCGUACGCUUCAGGAGCGUUAAGAUUAAGGUGCUGAGGAGGUCUAUCACUGGCCCUGCAAAGGUUUCUUACCUAUAUCAAGGUCUCCCCGAGCCCAACUGCAAACUGACCCCCCCUUCAGACCCUCACAGGUCUAUUACACCUCAACAGGCUGAACCUGAUGAUGUGGUACCGAGCUGCAGCUCAUGUUCUGAGACUGCGUACAGUAAGGCAAAGAAGAGAGAGCUUCAUGCCUGGGAUGCAGUUAAGGAUGACAUGCUUAAGGUGUCAUUUGAAGGUUCAGCACCAAUCACUACCCAGUGUGUUGUCUGCCAAGAACAUGGAGAUUAUAGGUGUGUUGAGUGCAGCACCACUGCAGUGUUUUCUGAAAAGGACUCACAGAAAUUCACUGCACCUUCCUGAUAAGUGGAACAAUGCUUACUAUGAGCCAUCCACCCUGAGGUUAUUCCUAUAUUUACCUGAAGGCCAUGGCACCCAUGCAUUCUACACAAAGGACAUGAAGGUCAUUGUCAGCACAGGACGGCUCUGCACCGUCACAGUCAAUAUGUGUGCGUGUGAACCAGAAACGUGCACUCUGCUAAGGUAUGGGCUCUGGCCAGCAACAGCCGACAAGCAUCAGACAGCCUUCUCCAUCCCUCUGCUAGAGCUUUUUGUUUGUCUGUCACUGGAGUGUCAGGUUUCUGUUGAGGGUUUUUGCAACACCCUGCGCUGGAAAAAUAACCUUACACUUGCAGAGGUUAACGCACUUUACAGAGCCCUGGUGGGAGAAUCCAUAUCUCAUUUUAGGCAUCACCACUUCCGAAAAAUAAGUUUGGUAGAUGUUUGCCCACAAUUAGGUGAUGGGACCACAUGUCCAGCAUGUCCAAAGGCGGAUGGAGAUGUGAUAGUGACAUUGGAUGCCAACUUUGGCCUUGUGAGAAAGCAAAGCUCAGGGACAAGUGCGGUUGAGCCAUUACAUGGAACCCGCAUGUUUGUUAGUGAAAAGGAUGUAGAGGAAUACCUGCUAUCACAUAUUGACAGCUCAAAGCCUCACGAGGACUGCAGUAACUUCAAGGCUGCCAACGUGCUGAGGUCACCGCAACAAGCUAAGAAACUUGAUGUUACAGGAGUGUUUGGAGCCUCCUGUCGUCAUGAAAUGCCCCUAAUGUUUGUCAACAUGAGCCAAGGAGAACGGCAAGUCUAUGCCACAGUAGUGAUAAUUCUCCUGUUUUAUUCUACUUAUUCAAAAACAUUUUUGAAUAG